Messenger RNA from Sphaeroforma arctica JP610, 189 nucleotides. RefSeq lists its product as hypothetical. NCBI's taxonomy places the organism in Eukaryota, Ichthyosporea, Ichthyophonida. The annotation marks the transcript as partial. Gene Ontology annotation, molecular function: pyridoxal phosphate binding; threonine deaminase activity. Gene Ontology annotation, biological process: L-threonine catabolic process. The transcript has a single exon. The record is from RefSeq and is a predicted model, not a curated record.
AAAGUGCUCACGGCGCGUGUGUAUGAUGUGUGUAAAGAGACGCCCCUGGACUUGGCCGAGGGCAUGAGCGAGCGCUUUAACAACACCAUUCUGCUCAAACGCGAAGACUUGCAGAAGGUGUUCUCCUUCAAGCUGAGAGGGGCGUACAACAAAAUCGCUAACUUGACAGCCGAGGAGAAGCAGAGGUAG